AUGUGGGGUGUGUCUAAAAAUCAAUCUCAGCUUUCAAACAAGAAGCAGGAAAAAGGAGGAGGUUUAGCAGAGAGUUUUAGGCUGGAAAACUUCAUUCCGGGCCUUAUCAUUGGUUUCAUUUUUGGCUUGUUUUUGGAUUUGUCUAGUCCUUCAAAAAAACAAACCAAGAAGAAGAAUUUUUUGCCGGGAAAGUCCCAGCUGGAAAGUCUGGAAGAUGGUGACAAAGAGCUUAAAAUGCCACCGGAUUCUCUUGAGACAAUGGGAGCAAUCUGGACAGCCCAAAAUAGUUGUUACGUGCAAGAAUCAACAAGAAAUGUAAGCAGGAAUAAGAUAAGAGAAGCAGCUGAGGACAUUGGUCUUCCAACUUUUAUUGUUGCUGAUGCUGGAAGAACACAGGUUUCAGCUGGGUCGAAGACUGUUCUUGCCGUUGGACCUGGACCAAAAGAAUGGGUCGAUUCAGUUACAGGAAAACUGCGGCUUCUCUGA
This is a messenger RNA of Dovyalis caffra, 486 nucleotides long. The record is from the annotation of a GenBank genome assembly. NCBI's taxonomy places the organism in Eukaryota, Viridiplantae, Streptophyta, Magnoliopsida, Malpighiales, Salicaceae.